This is a messenger RNA of Papilio polytes (common Mormon), 2028 nucleotides long. Its product is annotated as CWF19-like protein 2 homolog. The record is from RefSeq and is a predicted model, not a curated record. Gene Ontology annotation, biological process: mRNA splicing, via spliceosome. The coding region runs from base 218 to 2020 and encodes 600 amino acids. Lineage: Eukaryota; Metazoa; Arthropoda; Insecta; Lepidoptera; Papilionidae. The transcript is spliced from 5 exons. Gene Ontology annotation, cellular component: post-mRNA release spliceosomal complex.
CAGUUCACAUCUGGCCAGUACAGUUUGUAUGGAUUCACUGGCGCCAUAUUUUGUACAGCUAUGCCAGUUGAUUGCCAUGAGCCAUGCCAGUGUGAACCGCGCAUGAGGUCAUUGUCAAAUCAAAGCUGUCAAACUGUCGUUCCGAAGUUCGCACUGUAAUGUUUUCAAGUUGUAAAGUUAAUGUUGAUUUCGCCUUGUAAACAGGAAUUGCUUAAAAAUGAAAGAGAAACGUGAGAAGAAAAAGAAGCACAUAAAGGACAAAAUGAAACACAAAAAAUCUAAGAAGAAAACAUAUUCAGAAUCUUCAAGCAGUUCAUCACAGUCUGAUGAAUGGGUCGAAAAAGAUAAAGGUUCGUCCAAAAACCGUGAUGAAUGGAUGUCAAUGACAGGUAUGUUGAAAACAUACACAAAAGAUGAUGUUAAAGUUACGCGAGAAGAUAAUAAAAAAAACAUAGAUUCAUAUAAUCCUUCAACAAGUUCAAGAGAAUUAAAUCCAUAUUGGAAAGAUGGUGGUUCCGGUCUACCUCAGUCACAUGAAAGUUUUCGUAAAUCAAGACAGUUUAUGAAACCUUCUGAUGAUGAUGAUUAUUAUACUAAACCAUUAAGCAAUCAGGAUAAGCAAGAAACAAGAAACAAGCAUGAACAUAAGUAUGACGGAAAUGAAUUUAGACAAAAAGCAAGCAAUUGGCGAAAAGAUGAAAGAAGGGAAGAAAAACAAGACUACAAAAGUAAACAUGAUAUAACAACAAUUAAAAGUGAAAAUAUCAAAGAUUCGGUUUCUUUGAAAGGUCCAUCAGAAUCGGAGAAGGGUUCCGAUUCUUUAUAUCUAAGUGAUGAAAAGAUGAAUAAAUUAGCAGCUAAAAUUGUUAAAGCUGAAAUUAUGGGUGAUACCAAGUUAGUAAAUGAGUUGAGAGUCAAGUUAGAAGCAGCAAGGGAGUAUAGAAAACAAAACUCUGGUGUUGGUAAAGAUGACAAUGGUAUAAUGUUAAUGACAACCACUGCUAUGGGAAAUAGUAGGCCUUUAUCCAAAGCAGAUUCAUCACACGCAGGAGAUCCAAGAAGUAAAGGUGGGAAAAGAAAAGCAGAAACACACAAUGCUAAUGAAAGAGUCAAAUACUUUGGAAAUGAUGAUAAAUACAAUUUAUCGCAAAUGUUUGAACAAGAAAAGUAUGGCACUAAUUAUGACCAAGAUGCAGAGUUAGCGACAAUAGUAGCAAAACAUAGGAAUCCUAAUGAUGACUUGGAAGACAUUUUUGUUGAUGAAAUAUCAAAGAAUAGAAACCUGGCUAAGGAUAAUGACAAAGAGAGACAACAUGCAAUCAAUCAGAGUAUGAAAUUAGAACGAUCAUUGGAAGGAUGUGAAUAUUGCAUAGAUUCUAAAAAAAUGUUGAAACAUUUAAUAGUUAGUUAUGGCAGUAAAGUGUAUGUGGCAUUACCUGCUAAGAAAUCACUCGUCAAAGGGCAUUGUAUUAUAACAACUUUGCAGCAUAAUACAUGUGUUACUUCCUUAGAUGAAGAUAUUUGGGAAGAAAUAUUGAAUUACAGGAAAAUGAUCACACAAUUCUUCAACCUGCAAAACAAAGAUGUAGUCUUUUUUGAGACAGCAACAAGGCUUCACAGAUAUCCACACAUGGUAAUAAACUGUGUGCCAUUGCCGAGAGAUGUUGGAGACAUGGCAUCCAUUUACUUUAAAAAGGCUCUUCUUGAAUGUGAAGCAGAAUGGUCAAUGAACAAAAAAGUUGUAGACUUGAAAGGUAAAAAUAUAAGAAAAGGUGUACCAAAGGGUUUACCCUAUUUUUGGAUAGAUUUUGGUAUGGAUCCAGGGUUUGCACAUGUUAUUGAAGACCAACAGUUAUUUCCAAAGACAUUUGCUGAGGAAAUUAUUGGUGGCAUGUUGGAUUUAAAUCACAAUCUAUGGAAGAAUCCGCAACGAGAAUAUGGUGAUGUUCAGAGACAAAAGGUUUUAGAUUUUGUAAAAGAAUGGAAGCCUUUUGAGACAUCAAUGAAGAAUAAAGGAUAAUUACCAAA